Messenger RNA from Mesocricetus auratus (golden hamster), 1712 nucleotides. It is a transcript of the gene Crhbp, whose product is annotated as corticotropin releasing hormone binding protein. NCBI's taxonomy places the organism in Eukaryota, Metazoa, Chordata, Mammalia, Rodentia, Cricetidae. The record is from RefSeq and is a predicted model, not a curated record. Bases 34 to 1179 code for a protein of 381 amino acids. Gene Ontology annotation, molecular function: corticotropin-releasing hormone binding. The transcript is spliced from 7 exons. Gene Ontology annotation, biological process: negative regulation of corticotropin-releasing hormone receptor activity; negative regulation of corticotropin secretion; hormone-mediated signaling pathway.
GCCACGUAUUUUGUCACCGAGGCAGGGUAACCCAUGGUAACUAAGCUCGGAUCGGUGAAGGGGCAGAGAGCCUCCCCUCUCUACUGCUCUAUAAAAGAGACCCAGGAAAGGGACCCUAGCAGCCUCGAGCUCUCGGCGUGGGUGAAGGUGUGGGAAGAAACGCCUAAGGUCUCUGCGGCAGAGCGCACCAGCUGCAGAGACAAGGCCAGCAUGUCACCGAACUUCAAACUCCAGUGCCACUUCUUCUUGAUCCUCCUGACAGCUCUGAGGGGAGAGAGCCGCUACCUAGAGGUGCAAGAAGCCACGGACUAUGCCCCUUUCCUGCUCUUCAGCGCUAAUCUGAAGCGGGACCUAGCCGGGGAGCAACCAUAUCGUCGGGCUCUGCGAUGCCUGGACAUGCUGACUCUCCCUGGUCAGUUCACCUUCACCGCUGACCAGCCGCAGCUGAACUGCGCUGUCUUCUUUAUCGGGGAACCCGAGGAGUUCAUCACAAUCCACUACGACCUGGUCUCUAUCGAUUGCCAGGGUGGGGACUUCCUGAAGGUAUUUGAUGGCUGGAUCCUCAAGGGGGAGAAAUUCCCAAGUUCUCAGGAUCACCCUCUACCCACCAUGAAGCGGUACACAGAUUUCUGUGAGAGUGGUCUUACCAGAAGGAGCAUCAGAUCUUCCCAGAAUGUGGCCAUGGUCUUCUUCCGGGUCCAUGAACCAGGAAAUGGAUUCACAUUAACCAUCAAGACAGACCCCAACCUCUUCCCUUGCAAUGUCAUCUCCCAGACCCCGAGUGGAAGAUUUACUCUAGUGGUCCCACACCAGCACCAAAACUGCAGCUUCUCCAUCAUUUACCCUGUGGCAAUCAGAAUCUCUGAUCUCACCCUGGGACACUGGCAUGACCUCCAGUUAAAGAAACCCACGGCCGGGUGUGGUGGGACUGGUGACUUCGUGGAGCUGCUGGGAGGAACUGGAUUGGACCCCUCCAAGAUGAUGCCUUUAGCGGACCUGUGCUUCCCCUUUCUCGGCCCUGCCCAGAUGAAAAUCAGCUGUGACAACGCUGUGGUGCGCAUGGUCUCCAGCGGGAAACACAUUAACCGCGUGACAUUUGAGUACCGUCAGCUAGAACCGUUCGAGCUAGAAGCCUCUAAUGGGAAUAGCAUCCCGGAAUUCUGUUUGUCUAGUCUUUGAAUGGCCGGCGCAGGUACUGACAUUCUGCUAGCUGAGCGAACUCUUGACGGUUAUCGUAUAUGAUCCUGAUGGGCAGCAAGUGCAGAGCUUUCCCUGACAGUCACUACCCCAGGCCGUGAACACACGCAUACAUGAGCCUCAAUGUUGCUUCCUUUUGUUGUAAUGUGUCAGUGAACAGAAGGCAGACAACAGGUUGGAGCUGGAAUGCUUCAUGGUUCCGGUACGCUGCAUACGUGGACAGGUGAAGCGAGAGCAAAGCAGCGAGGAAAAUGGAGAUAUUGGCAGAUGCCACAAAGAGAAGAAAACGGCGGCCCUCCCAGUUUCAAUGCAGAAUUAAAAAAUGUCAGCGUCUUGGGCAUACCAAAAGAAUUGCACCUGUGAUUUUUUUACUUCAUACUUCUGCUUACAGGUUGUAGCUAGUAGUUAUUAAUGGGUAGUACUUGUUUUUUAAACAACACUUUGUAGCAUGGGAACAAAAAACUCUUGCCAUCCGUAAAUCCAAAUGUGAAUAAAAUAUAUGCAGAAUACUGGCA